GUUCUUUCUCAGCAGUGUUGUUGCCUUUUGGCGACACGUUUUCCCAGUGAAUCCAUAGGCGGGACAAGCUGGGCUCAGACCUGGACCCCAUGUGGCAGCCUCAGCACUUGUGAAAAUCAGGCCAGGUACUGAGGGAACUGGGUACGGAUUAAAGAGCCGAAAUGUAGAUGCUUCUUCAUAAACCUUAACUCAGGCGUUUCCCCAGGACAGCAGAGUCUGGAACAGCUGUCUGCAGGGGAAGAAUCUGAGCUAAAUGGAGGAUUGAAAUGGACAUAAGCCCCUUCUGAAACCUCCAACUUCCCUUCUCACCCUGUCAGGCCGCAGAACCAUGUCCACGUUUCGCUGGAGAUCAUCCCAUCCUGCCAGGUGCCUGGGAAGGGAAAUGGCUGCAGCAGAGCCGGUGACCUUCAAGGAGGUGGCUGUGUAUUUCACAGUGGAGGAAUGGGCCCUGCUGGACCCAGGUCCGAGAGCUCUGUACUGGGAUGUCAUGCAGGAGAAUUAUGAGACCAUGACCUCGCUGGGAUUUCCAGUUUCCAAACAAGACCUCAUCUCCUGGCUGGAAGGCGGGGAGGAGCUGUGGGUCCCUGAUCUCCAGGGCUGUGAGGAAAGGGAGAUCCCAAGUGAUGCCCACACAAGUGAAGAAUCACCCAACUCAGAAACCAAUUGCUGUAUCCUUUUAGCAGACAUUACUCAUGCAUUUUCAUUACGCCUGUCUGACCCUUCAGCUCCUGCUGUCAUCUGUACUCAAGGGGUGUGGAGGAAGGAUGGGUCCCUUUCUCUCUUCUCUGGAGCAGGAUAUGGGUGGAGUAGGAUUCAGCUCUGAAUAGUUCAGUAUCCCCAGCAGUUAUUUGGGUGUCUUCCCCUCUUUCCUGUUCCCUUUUGAGGUUCCCUGUCCCCCGGCACAGGAACUGACUCCUGUCUGGAUUCUCUCUCUGUCCUAGCAAGUGAUGGGACGGUGAGUGAGAACGAGGAGAAGAAUCCUCAGCAGGAAGAUCCUGAGCGAGUGGAACCACAGGGAACGGUAUCGGGAAGAGGUGAAGGGGACAUUUCCCAGAGUCCCAAGCAGGGAGAAACCCAUGAGAGUCAAAGCAGUGCAGAGAGGCAGCAGGGAAACCACUUGGAGGAGACACUGGUUAAAUCCACUCAGCAGAAGAGGAGUGAAGAAAGUCAAAGAAACUGUUCAACAGAGAAUCCACACUGGAGAGAAAAGCUUCUGGUACAGAUCAGAGCUUAUUAGACAUCAGAGAAUCCACACGUGCAAAAGCCCUUACAAGUGUCCAGACUGAGGGAAAAGCUACAGACACAGGUCAACCCAUAGUGGGCAUCGUACGCUGCACACAGGAGAGAAGCCCUAUAAGUGUCCUGACUGCAGGAAAAGCUUUGGUCAGUGCUCACUCCUUACUCAGCAUCAGAGACUCCACAGAGGGGAGAAACCCUACAAAUGCUGUGAGUGCGGGAAAAGCUUCAGUCGGAACUCAAACCUAUCACAUCACAGAACUCACACAGGAGAGAAACCCUUUAACUGCGGGAAAAGCUUCAGAUACUGGUCAACCCUUUUCAAGCAUCAGAGAAUCCACACAGGAGAGAAGCCCUAUAACUGCCCUGACUGCGGGAAAAGCUUUGCUCAGCACUCAGCCCUUAAUAAACAUCAGCGACUCCACGAAGGGGGGAGACCCUACAAAUGCAAUGAGUGUGGGAAAAACAUCAGCUGGAAACAUCUCCAAUCACAUCAGAGAAUCCACACAGGAGAGAAGCCCUAUAAGUGUGCUGAGUGUGGGGAAAGCUUCAGGAACAGUUCAAUCCUUAUUCUCCAUCACAGAACCCACACGAGAGAGAGACCCUAUGAAUGUAGUGAGUGCAGGAAAAGCUUCCGUCAGAAGAACGCCCUUCUAUCACAUCAGAGAACCCACACAGGAGAGAGACCAUAUGAAUGUCUUG
Molecule: messenger RNA, 1938 nt
Organism: Gopherus flavomarginatus (Mexican gopher tortoise)
Lineage: Eukaryota; Metazoa; Chordata; Testudines; Testudinidae
Product: zinc finger protein 707-like
Exons: 2
Coding region: 329-823 (164 amino acids)
Biological process (GO): regulation of DNA-templated transcription
Source: RefSeq, a predicted model, not a curated record